AUGACAUCUGAAGACAGAAAAGUUAGGAAACCUCUGAUGGAGAAAAAGCGUAGAGCCAGAAUCAAUGAGAGUUUAGAACACCUCAAGCAAUUCCUCUUAGAAUUUGAUCCCGAAACGGCUAUGCGGAGGAACGGGCAAAGAAGUAACAAAUUGGAAAAAGCAGAUAUUUUGGAAUUAACCGUGAGAUAUCUUCAAAAUUUAAGGGUGAAAGUAGAGCAGAACAAAAGUUGUGGGUUCUUACCUUCUACUAGCAAUUGGACUAGCAGGAGCAGUUUUUCAAGACAAGUUCCAGUGAACAAUACUGCAGGCGGACAAGUUUUCUUUGGCAUUCCCAGGCAAUCCUGUCAACAGAACUGUGCUGCAAGUGAAACAAUUUGGAGGCCUUGGUGA
This is a messenger RNA of Anoplophora glabripennis (Asian longhorned beetle), 390 nucleotides long. Its product is annotated as transcription factor HES-1-A-like. The transcript has a single exon. Gene Ontology annotation, biological process: anterior/posterior pattern specification; regulation of neurogenesis; regulation of transcription by RNA polymerase II. The record is from RefSeq and is a predicted model, not a curated record. Gene Ontology annotation, molecular function: DNA-binding transcription factor activity, RNA polymerase II-specific; protein dimerization activity; RNA polymerase II cis-regulatory region sequence-specific DNA binding. NCBI's taxonomy places the organism in Eukaryota, Metazoa, Arthropoda, Insecta, Coleoptera, Cerambycidae. Gene Ontology annotation, cellular component: nucleus. The coding region runs from base 1 to 390 and encodes 129 amino acids.